AUGCGUUUUUGGCCAGGUGUCUUUGUCUGGUGCACACUGUGGCCCAGUGCUUUGUCUGUGACACGCUAUUCCAUAGCCGAGGAGAUGGAGCCGGGCUCAGUGGUGGCUAAUCUUGCUGCGGAUUUGGGACUUGAUCUUGGAGGUCUGGCACAACGAGAGGUAAAACUUGAUAUUUUCCCCAACAAAAAAUAUUUAGAUUUCAACAAAAAGACAGGGGAGCUUUAUAUCGUGGAAAAGAUGGACAGGGAGUAUCUUUGCCCAGCCAAGCCUGCGUCCUGUUUUCUAAAGCUCGACGUCAUCAUAGAAAGUCCUUUACGCAUAUUCAACAUUGAACUCCAAAUAACAGACAUUAAUGACAAUGCUCCGUAUUUUCGACGUGACAGAGUAGAGCUCGACGUUUCCGAAUCAGCAACGCCAGGAGAGAGAUUCUCGCUGCCCAACGCCGUGGAUCCGGAUGUUGGAAUAAACACAAUUAAGACGUACAAACUCAGUCAGAGCGAACAUUUCACCAUUGAAACUCAGACGGGCAGCGACGGCACGCAGUAUGUUGAUUUGGUCCUGACCAAGUCUUUAGACAGGGAGGAGAAUGCAGCGCACAGUCUGAUACUGACUGCCGUGGACGGCGGGGUCCCCGUGCGCUCCGGCACAGCCAGUAUCAUCGUCAGGGUGCAGGACACAAACGACAACCCUCCGCGCUUUGACAAGCAGACCUACACAAUUAACAUGACCGAGAACUCUGCGAUCGGCACGUUGGUGAUGAAACUGAACGCCACAGAUGGAGACGAGGGGCCGAAUUCGGAUCUAGUGUACUCGUUCACUCUUUAUACGUCAGAAAAAACGCAAGACGUUUUUGAUCUGAACCCAAACACAGGGGAGAUCACAGUGAAAGGUACGAUCGACUAUGAAGAUAUGAAGUUAUAUGAGAUGCACAUCGAAGCCAGAGACAAAGGGACACAGCCUUUACUGGGGCAAUGUAGAGUAGUCGUUCACGUUAAUGACAUGAAUGACAAUUAUCCAGAAAUCACUAUUCAGUCUGUUAAAAACACUGUGCAUGAAAACAUCCCAGUGGGGAGCGUGAUAGCUCUGGUCAGCGUAAGCGACAGAGACGCUGGUGCAAAUGGGAACGUGAGCUUAUCCAUUUCUCAGCAUAUGCCAUUUAUUCUCAAUGCAUCAUUAGACAGACCCCUGCAUUACAAGCUCAUCGUAGCCGAGCCCUUGGACCGUGAAUCUGCACCUGAAUAUGAGAUCACGCUGAUUGUAAAAGACGCAGGAAACCCACCGUUAUUUGACAACGAAACUAUCACUGUGCAUGUGCUGGAUGUCAAUGACAAUGCGCCACAGUUCCCUCAGUCAUUUUACACCAUACGUGUGAUGGAGAACAACGCACCCGGAGCCCUGAUCAGUUCACUCACUGCCUUUGACCCUGACCUCCAUGAAAACCAGUAUCUGGUUUACUUCAUCAUAGAGAAGGAGAUCGCCAACACCUCCAUGUCCAUGCUGUUCUCCAUCAAUCCAGAGAACGGGAACCUUUACGCACUGAAAACCUUUGACUACGAGAUAGAGAAGGACUUUCUGUUCCACAUCGAGGCCAGAGACUCUGGUUCUCCUCCUCUCAGCAGCAACGUGACCGUCCACAUCAUCAUUGUGGACCAGAACGACAACGCUCCAGUCAUUGUGUCUCCGUGGCGCGCGCACGGCUCAGUGGUGGAGGAAAAGAUCCCCAGAUCCACGGAUAAAGGCUCUCUGGUUGCCAAGGUGAUCGCCUUGGACACGGACUCGGUGCACAACUCUCGCAUCACCUACCAGUUCCUGCAGGUGCCUGACGCCACCUUGUUCAGCCUGGACCAGUACAACGGAGAGAUCCGGACCAUGAGGAUGUUCAGCUACAGGGAUCAGCGCCACCACAGACUGGUGGUUGUUGCCAAGGACAACGGGGAGCCUGCUCUCUCCGCUACAGUCACCAUCAAGCUGUCCACCGUGGAGACCGCCGUCAAGGCCUACUCUGACAUGACAGAGGUGCCUCUGGAGUACGACAUCUUCUCAGACCUCAACCUGUACUUGGUGAUCGGUCUGGGCUCCGUGUCCUUCCUGCUGCUCAUCACCAUCCUGGUCACCAUCGUGCUGAAGUGUCAGAAACCCAAAGCCAGCAAAGCGGCUCCUCCCUGCAGGAACAGCGUGGCCAGUGAGAGGAACUCCACCAUCGCUGACUCCACGCUGGUCUCCAACGAUGCCUACUGGUACAGUCUGUUCCUGGCAGAGACCAGGAAGGGGAAGCUGGUGGUCAGACAGCCUGUGCCAAAGGGCUCCAGAUACAUCGUGUCCAGUAUCCCCAGAGGUACCGGACUGACGGAUACUAGUGACUCAGCAGCUUCCACUCUGCAGGUAAGAGUUUAG
This is a messenger RNA of Betta splendens (Siamese fighting fish), 2394 nucleotides long. It is a transcript of the gene pcdh2a1, whose product is annotated as protocadherin b. The record is from RefSeq and is a predicted model, not a curated record. Gene Ontology annotation, biological process: homophilic cell-cell adhesion. Lineage: Eukaryota; Metazoa; Chordata; Actinopteri; Anabantiformes; Osphronemidae. Bases 1 to 2394 code for a protein of 797 amino acids. Gene Ontology annotation, cellular component: plasma membrane. The transcript has a single exon. Gene Ontology annotation, molecular function: calcium ion binding.